Molecule: messenger RNA, 2958 nt
Organism: Adineta ricciae
Lineage: Eukaryota; Metazoa; Rotifera; Eurotatoria; Adinetida; Adinetidae
Source: the annotation of a GenBank genome assembly
AUGACUUCGCGGCGUACAUCAGCGGUUCGUCAACAUACAUUUUCACUGUAUAAUCUUUCCGCCAGUGAAAUCUAUUUUGACGAUUAUGCUGUCGAAUGCGAAAGUACUUUAAAUGAAUAUCAACAGAAGAAAACCAAAGGUCGUUUGAAAAUUUGUUCGAAAUCUCUCGUUUUCGUUCCCAAUGACAUUCGUUCACCGAUGAUCAAAAUUCUAUAUAAACAAAUAGUUAAAUUCGAAGAUGGCAAAAAGAAUGAACUGAGUCUGACAGAUUCAACAAUCAUUUCUCCAAUAUCCAAUCCUACGAAAUCAACAGCGAAUUGUUUGAAUUUGAUCUGCUCAUCAGUAACAUUGAUGUCAAUUGCUGGACGAAUUGAACCUUACACAACUCUCUACGACAAACAACAAUUUUCAUUCGAAUUUUUCUACACUAAAGUCGCAGACUGCCUAUCAGUUGUCGGACAAUUGUAUCGUUCGACCACGUUACUCUAUCCGGAACAAGUUAUGAUGAUUGAAUCGAUCGUACAAGGACGAUUGAAAAUGCUUCAAUUUGAUUUGACACAACUGAAAGAUUUAAAUGAACAUCUUCUUUUCGAAGAGGAUGCUUAUGUUAUUAAACCUCUGAUACAAAAUCCGGGUAAAUGCUUGUUAACAGAUCAAUGUUGUUAUUUCCAAUCGUUAAAUAACAUUACUGAACAACGAAUUAUCAAAUAUGAUUUGAAUACACUCGUGAAAAUAACGAAAAGACGGUAUAAAUUCCGAUAUAUUGGUUGUGAGCUACAAUUUAAAUUAACUGAUCGGAAACUUAAUCAAAGUAGAAUUCUCUAUUUGGUUUUUGCCAAUGAAUCUUUAUGUUCGAAAUUCUAUGAUCUUGUUCAAGCUCAAACAUCAGUUCGGGUUGAUUUGACCUCAUUCGAAAAUAUGACUUUACGAUGGCAAGAAGGAACUAUCUCAAAUUAUGAUUACUUACUCUAUUUAAAUGACCGUGCCGAACGAUCCUUUCAUGAUUGUUCCCAAUAUCCCGUCUUCCCAUGGGUAUUACGAAACUAUACAGCUGAUAAUCUUGAUUUAAAAGAUCCUCAAAGUUUUCGUGAUUUGAGUAAGCCCAUCGGUGCAUUGAAUAUCGAACGUUUAGAACGUUUGAAAGAACGUUACAUAAAUAUGAGUUUACCAGCUGAUUCUCAACGCUUUCUCUACGGAAGUUUUUACUCUAAUCCAGGUUUUCUUGUCUAUUUUCUUUGUCGUCUCCAUCCACAAUUUAGUUUAUGUUUAAACGACGGCCGAUUUGAUCAUUCCGAUCGGUUAUUCCAUUCGCUGAUCGAUACAUGGAAAAGUGUACUCACAAGUGACUCAGAUGUUAAAGAAUUAAUCCCGGAGUUCUACAUGUCAUCGAAAUUUGAUGAAGUUGAAGAUGAUGAAGAACAUCGACAGGACGGACAGUUUUUAAUCAAUCAAUUUAGCAUAGAUUUUGGUGUUCGACAUGAUGGUGUACCUGUCGGAGAUGUCAUUCUUCCACCUUGGGCGGAAAGUCCAAGUGAUUUUAUCUACAAAAUGCGUCUUGCAUUGGAAAGUGAUUAUGUUUCACAACAUUUGCAUGAAUGGAUCGAUCUUAUAUUUGGUUACAAGCAACGGGACGAAGAAGCACGGAAAGCCGAUAACUUAUUUCAUUAUUUGACGUAUGGUGUGCCGGAAGGUCAAGUGGCGAAAACAACCGAUGAAUAUAAUGAUCAGUUAUCAUUAGAAACACAAAUUCUCGAGUUCGGACAAGUUCCAAAGCAGUUGUUUUUCAAACCACAUCCACGGAAACUCACGAAACAGGAGUUGGAAGAUUGUAAAGAUCAAGAAAGAACAACUAGUACAAAUAAACCAGCAGUAUCCAUCGAUACGCCAAGCGAUCCAAUCGAAGCCAGUUCCAUCCGCCCACGAAUCCAGUCCUUGUCCUCAUUUGAAGAACACGAAUUAGGCCAAUUUGAAUUCGAUUCCGUCUGUCGUUUACAUAAGACUGCAAUCACACGAAUUGUUCCUCAUCCAUUAUUACCUACAACACAUUUGCUAACAAUUGGUGACGAUGGCUUCCUGCGGAACUAUAUCGUUGAUCAAAAUAAAGUUCACGCAUAUUUCUAUGUCUCAUCGCGUCCAUUAACCUGUUUAAAAUCUAUCGCUGUUCAACUGUCACACGAUACAGAUGAACAAUGUGCAUUAGCCUUUAUCGGCGGUUACGAUCAUUCAUUCUAUAUUUACAAUUUGGACACAGGUACAUCGGUGUUCUCUCAAAUAUUGCACGAUGAUACAAUUACAGAUUUAUAUGUAACUAGUCAAUUAACACCAGCAAUGUUAUGCACAUCAUCAAGUGACUCGACUGUUCGAUUUUGGUCAUUAGAACAUCUUCUGGACAUGAACGAGGAAAAACAUGUUUUUGCACGAAAUCAUCAACGACCAUCGAUGAUUCCAAUGCUAUACGAUAUUUCAUUCGAUUCGCCGUGUACGUGUAUGAGUGUUUUAGAAGAACAUCUACUUUUAUCUGUUGGAUGCGGAGAUGGUACUGUCUUUCUGUGUCAUUUUCAAACAGGAGAGAUUUUAAAACAUUUACCACCAUUGGCAUCACCAAUUCUUUCUGUCUCAUUCCGUAUCGAUGGACAUUUCCUCGCUUAUUUAUCUGCGAAAACAGUCGUACUAGUCGAUAUUAUAUCCGGCACUGAAGUAUUUACCAACGCAUGUUUAUCCAAUGAUCAAUUAUUCAAUUGUUUAUUCUAUUCAUCUCAAAUGUUAAUCGUCGGUUCGACCAAUGGUUCAUGCGAUGUCUGGAAUUUGAAGAUAUGCGAAAAAGUUCAUUCGUUGAACAUCUGUGAGAAUUUACCCAUCACUACUAUUGCGCAUAAUCACGGAAUGUUCUUCUUCGGUGUCAAUGAUGGAUCUGUUCAUUCGUAUGUUUUUGCGAGUCGAUUACAAUUAUCUGUCUAG